GGCCAUUGGUAAAGAAAAGUUAUUCUACAUAGGAAUGAACACUGAUUCGUCUGCCAAGUACCCUAUAAAUUAUGUCCUGAAAAAAAGUUUCUUUGUCAACAAUACUGAAUCAACACCUGUUCCACGUGCUCCAAAGUCAGGCGAGGAUACAACCACCAAUGACAAUACUCUUGCAACUCAUAAGCCAAUGUCUAUCAGCAUAAAGGAAAACGAAAAUAGGAUCAAUGCAAAAAGAAGAAUUGAUUUUACUGAGAGUGAUGCCGACAAAUCUAACAGCUCAAAGGAACCGGAAGAAAGUACUACGAAAAAGAACAAGCAUGAGUAUGUUGUGUUUCUCACACCCUUUAUACAAAUUUAGCCAACAAUAUGAGUUUCUUCCUACAUAUAUUUGCAGUUGCCAAAAAUCUCCAUCAACAGGAAUGUAGAUACACUUCCAGAAAAACUACAUCAACAGGAACAGCCAGAGUAGAGGAACAUUUGGACGAUUUAAGUACUUUACAUUGACUAUAUAAACUUUCAUUUUCUGAUUUAAAAAACCAGUAAUAUAUUGUGGUAUUUACUUUUUUUUGACAAUGCUUCAUUUUCCAAUAUAGGCAGGA
Molecule: messenger RNA, 599 nt
Organism: Triticum urartu
Lineage: Eukaryota; Viridiplantae; Streptophyta; Magnoliopsida; Poales; Poaceae
Source: RefSeq, a predicted model, not a curated record